Pipistrellus nathusii (Nathusius's pipistrelle) is the source of this 381-nucleotide messenger RNA. Lineage: Eukaryota; Metazoa; Chordata; Mammalia; Chiroptera; Vespertilionidae. The record is from the annotation of a GenBank genome assembly.
AUGGACCUGCAGACGGGGCUGUCCAGGGCUCUCCUGCUCCUUCUGUUCCUGCACCUGAUGCCGCUAGGUCGUUCGCACCCGCUGGGUGGCCCUAGCCCAGCCCCCCACUCGGAACUGUCCGGAGCCCAGGAGCCGCCGGACCAUCUUCCGGGCACAGGGGGGAAAUCACAGGAGGAGCAGGCCGCCCCGGAGCCCCCCCAGCAGGGACGCGGGUCUAAGGCAGUCGGGGAGACCAGACGUGCAGCUUCCGCUGCCGGCCUCGGGCCCCGGGACGUCCUCCGCGGCCCCAAGAGGAUGCGCGACUUGGGCUGCUUCGGCGGGAGGAUGGACCGCAUCGGCUCCUUCACGGGUCUGGGCUGCAAUGUGCUGAAGAGGCCUUAG